UGAGGCCGCAGGCAGCGCAAGAGCUAGCUUACACCGAUCGAGCAGAUCAGACAGAGUUAGCUGCAGAGCAGAGUGUGUUAAAGACUAGUUGGGACUUGGGAGAGGAUGGCGACCAUGAAAGCCAAGGCCGAGGACGCGGCAUCCUCCGCCAAGGCCGGCGUCCACAAGGCCAAGGCCACCGCCGGCGAGAAGGUGGAGAAGGCGACGACGGGGGACCCGAUGAAGAAGCGGGAGGCGGAGGAGCGGAAGGAGGACAGGAAGCUGGAGGCGGAGUCCGACGAGCGCGUCGAGAAGGAGGGCCACGCUGACGAGAAGUCCGGCAAGCACACCUUUACCACCGCCACGGGGUAGCUAAGCUACUAGCUAGCGAGGCACGCGUGCGUGCGUGCGUGCCAUAGUGGCUGGCGGCCGCGCGCGCUCAUGACCGGCUUGAACUAGCUGCACGCACUAGCUACCCGCAUGACGCCGCGCGCUAGCUUUGUACCAGUAAUCACUAGUAUGUAUGAACUCACGUCGAUCGCUUGCAAUGUGCAUAUUGAUGACGGGUAUACUCUUAUUCAGUAUCA
Molecule: messenger RNA, 566 nt
Organism: Oryza sativa Japonica Group (Japanese rice)
Lineage: Eukaryota; Viridiplantae; Streptophyta; Magnoliopsida; Poales; Poaceae
Product: protein LE25
Biological process (GO): embryo development ending in seed dormancy
Source: RefSeq, a predicted model, not a curated record